CUUUGUUUUGCACACGGCACGUCAAUGUAUGAUUGGCAAUCCCAACCAAUACGCGUUCUUUCUGAUCCAAGACUUCUUCCAGAUUUGGUGCUGAUACGUUCAUACAUAUACAAAGAAGGUGACAAGAUGGCGGCUACAAUGCAGGGUCUCCAGUGGAAUGCUACAGCAGAUAAGCUGUCUUUGAUUGAACUGGACAAGCCUAAAGCCGGGUCUGGGGAAGUGGUCAUAAAGGUGGCCUAUGCCGGGGUGUGCGGUACAGAUCUCCAUAUCAUCGCGAAGGAGUUUGCGGCGGCUGAGAAGGUCAUCUUAGGACACGAGUUCGCGGGAGUCAUUACAGAGGUCGGCGAGGGGGUGAAGGACUUCCAGUUGGGAGACAGGGUGUGUGUGGACCCGAACAAGGGCUGCGCCGGGUGCCGGUACUGUGCAUCGGGGACGCCCAACUACUGCAGCACAGGGCUGACGACCUACACUGUUGGUCUCCGUAAGAACGGCGGCUUCGCCAACUACUGCGUGGUGCCGACCGAGCAGGUGUACCGCCUACCGGAGGAGCUGACACUGCAGCACGGCGCCCUGUGUGAGCCGCUGUCCUGUCUGAUGCGCGGGUGGGACAACCUGGGCAGUCCGCCCGCCGACUCCCGCAUCCUGGUCCUCGGGGCUGGAAUCAUUGGCGUUUUGUGGUCAUCCAUCUUCCACUACAAGGGUUACCGAGACGUGACAGUCAGUGAGCCGGCUGACGGCAGGCGCAAGCUGAUUGGUGAACUUGAAUUGGGAUACAAGGCUGUUCACCCUGACGAGCUGAAGUCACGUUUUGAUGGGGCUGAUGUGGAAGACGUGGGGUAUGACGUCAUCGUGGACUGCAGUGGCUUCCCACCAGCCAUCGAGCAAGCCUUCAACUGGCUCCGUUCCGGAGCGACAUUCCUCCAGUUCGGCUGCUGCCCCUCCAACUCCAAGAUCACCAUCAACCCCUUCAUGAUCUACCAGAAGGAGUUGAAGAUCAUUGGUUGUCUCAUCAACCCCUUCACCAUGCCGAAAGCUGUGGGGGGUCUGGCGCGUGGCAUGGCGGGAAGCUACCUGAAGGACUUCUCCCGACUGGGCAUUAAGAUGUUCCGUCUGCAGGAGUACCAGGAGGCCAUCGCGCAGCUCAAGAAGGGGGAAAUCUCCAAGGCCAUGUUUGAGUUUGAAAAUUGAGACAUUUAAUCCCGUAAAACGUCUCAAAAUAUGCAUGUAUCUGGGGCUGACAAAUAUAUCGAAGGAGACGUGGUUCGAAGACUAGAUAAGGCGUUUUGCGCUUUCAACAUUUCCAUGUCUCAUUACAUAAGGAAACGUGGAGUAGAAUUCUUAGUUAUACUGUGGCAGAAAAUUAAAGCUUACUGGUUUAGCUGGUA
Molecule: messenger RNA, 1385 nt
Organism: Branchiostoma floridae (Florida lancelet)
Lineage: Eukaryota; Metazoa; Chordata; Leptocardii; Amphioxiformes; Branchiostomatidae
Product: D-arabinitol dehydrogenase 1-like
Exons: 8
Coding region: 25-1188 (387 amino acids)
Molecular function (GO): oxidoreductase activity; zinc ion binding
Source: RefSeq, a predicted model, not a curated record